AGCCCGCUCUUUGGUCGCGCGCAUUUGCAAAUUUCUGUCAAAGUUGUUUGUUGAUAGGUUAGGUUUUGUAGACAAGUUUUUAUUCUUACUUUUAUUAAAACGAAACUUAGUUAUACUAUAUAUAAAAAGCCUGCCUGAUUUAAAUCAACACACAGUCACAAAGUGCGCGAGUGUUUAUUUUACGCGACAAAUGCAUAAUGUCAGCGCACAAUGUUUGAAGAUGAUAACAUAACUUCUACUCCAAAACGCUGCGUAUUAACUGAAGUUACUAAUUCAACAAGCUAUGUGUCUCCCACGGCAAACUUAAAACUGUUGACAAAUGUCGCUUUACACUACCCCACGCCACCGCCUAGCACGGUGCAGAGGAAAGAGAAAUCCUUGCAAAUCUUGUGUGACAAAUUCUUAAACUUGUAUCCGUUGCAUGGACAUGGCACGGUGGAGCUACAGUUGGACAGUACUGCAGCCCAGUUGGGAGUAGAGAAGCGACGCAUGUAUGACAUAAUCAAUAUUUUGGAAGCGAUGCAAUGUGCAGUGCACAAAAGAAAAAACACAUAUUCUUGGCAUGGAGGUGCUAGGUUGAAUACUUUUCUCAAAAUUUUAAAAAAGGAAGGUGAACAUUUGAGAUUAUCUGACGCGCUCCGUGGGAAAGCCCCUAAGCCACCUGCUCCAAAACACAAAACAUUAGGAGUCCUGGCUCAAAGAUUUCUGAUGCUAUUUUUAGUGGAACCUCCGAACACAUUAAUAAACUUGGAAAUGGCUGUGAGUGUACUUAUUGACACGUCAAACAAGAACAAAUCAGCUCUGUCACCGGAGCAACUAGAUCGUCAACACAAAUCAAAAGUGAGAAGGCUCUAUGACAUAGCUAAUGUUUUUAUAUCUAUAGGCUUGAUAGAAAAAGUUUCAGGUAAUUUAAUAUUAAAAAAACCAGUAUUUAAGUAUGUCGGACCGUAUAAAAUGAAAAAGUCUGAGAGGGCUACGUAUACACCAUCACCCAUAACACCAUUGUCUAUUAUAAAAUCACAACAUCAGUUGACACCGUGCCAUGUGUACGCUGGGAAAUCCAAGAGGAAGCUGGAAUUUACAAUGGGAAGUCCCACUUCUGAUUUAGGAGUGACUACUCCCCCCCAUACUCCGUCCCAUAAAUGGAAUGAAAUCCUCUUCGUAGCAGACAUGGAACUGAAUAAGAUCAAUAAUGGUGUUACAUUGUGAUUUCUACAAUGUUAUUUAGUUAUGCCUGUUUAAAAUAUACUUAUUUAAAAUAUAUUAUACUUGCCAUAUUUUUUUAUAGGCAAACAAUAAAAAUGAAGUCUGAACGUGUAUAUACCUAGAUAGUUACGACUGAAAAUAUUUAAGUCUUAUAUUCGUCUUCCAGGGAUAUAAAAAUUUUAUGACAUUUUUGUCUAAUAAAAUUUAAUACACAA
This is a messenger RNA of Aricia agestis (brown argus), 1421 nucleotides long. Its product is annotated as transcription factor E2F7-like. Gene Ontology annotation, molecular function: DNA-binding transcription factor activity, RNA polymerase II-specific; RNA polymerase II cis-regulatory region sequence-specific DNA binding. NCBI's taxonomy places the organism in Eukaryota, Metazoa, Arthropoda, Insecta, Lepidoptera, Lycaenidae. Gene Ontology annotation, cellular component: RNA polymerase II transcription regulator complex. The record is from RefSeq and is a predicted model, not a curated record. The transcript has 3 exons. Gene Ontology annotation, biological process: regulation of transcription by RNA polymerase II. The coding region runs from base 211 to 1209 and encodes 332 amino acids.